Messenger RNA from Hypoxylon fragiforme, 1231 nucleotides. Its product is annotated as ras family-domain-containing protein. Gene Ontology annotation, molecular function: GTPase activity; GTP binding. The coding region runs from base 360 to 992 and encodes 210 amino acids. NCBI's taxonomy places the organism in Eukaryota, Fungi, Ascomycota, Sordariomycetes, Xylariales, Hypoxylaceae. The transcript has 7 exons. The record is from RefSeq and is a predicted model, not a curated record.
GCUUUCAUGAUAGACGGUACCCCACCAACUUCGGCCCCAAUUCUAAUCGCCAAUCUGUCAAGGCUAGCAGCCUAAGUGCAUUUUUUGAGUUGUCGGAAAAGGAACCGCCUCCUUUUGUAGGUGAGGCAGGAAAGAACAACGCUCCGUUACCUGAAUAUCAUACUUUCCAAGGUUUCUAUUGAAUUACCAACCCUCCCUGGGCCUCCCUUAUAAAAAACCUACAAAUAAACAAUAAUAAAUUAAUAUUGUGUUUUAUUCCCUCGUCUUAGCCAAAAGCAUUUCUUUUGAUAUCCCAGUAGUCUGAUUCACAACUUCUGACUUUUGAUUUCAUUGUUUUAAAGCAAAGUCUCAACGUCAAAAUGGCACAAGCUGGAGGAGCAGGCGGUUAUAACAACCCACUGAAGAAGUUCAAGUUGGUUUUUCUCGGCGAACAAAGCGUCGGCAAAACAUCUCUCAUAACGCGCUUCAUGUACGACUCCUUCGACAACAUGUACCAAGCUACGAUUGGUAUCGAUUUCCUCUCCAAGACAAUGUACCUCGAGGACCGAACGGUGCGGCUACAGUUGUGGGAUACGGCAGGUCAGGAACGAUUCAGGAGUUUGAUUCCUUCCUAUAUCAGGGAUUCGAGCGUUGCGGUUGUUGUUUACGAUAUCUCAAAUGCGAAAUCCUUCCAAAACACCAAGAAAUGGAUUGACGAUGUGCGCGCGGAACGAGGCAACGACGUAAUCAUUGUGCUAGUAGGCAACAAGACGGAUCUUAACGACAAAAGAGAAGUUACUACGGCACAAGGCGAGGAGGAGGCCAAGCGAAACAAUCUGAUGUUCGUCGAAACAAGCGCGAAGCUAGGCCACAACGUCAAGAACCUCUUCAGGAGGAUAGCGCAGGCACUUCCUGGUAUGGAGGGGACAGAUGCCGCUGCACAGGCUUCGUCACAGAUGAUCGAUGUGAAGACCAACACUCAAUCAUCCCAACAAGAGGGAUGUGCAUGCUAGUAAAGUAAAGCGAUGAUCCAUGAUGGAGGAUGAAGCGUUGGCAAUGGGAGACGAGUGAGACGAUGAUGAAGCAGGAUAUUUCCGUGCAUAGCGAAUGAACAAGCCAAAAGAUGUUGUAUAAUACGAAUCAAUUCUACGAAGCAAACUAACGAGGAGAAGACUGUUAUAAUCGUUACGGUUAUCAACAUAUAGUAUAUGUAAUGACUUUUUUUUCUCUUUCCAUCAGAUUUCAAAUCAAG